AUGCUCCCCCCUCUCUGGAAGUGGGCGUGGCUGCCGGUGGUGCUGCUAAUUGCUGCGAAAAUGGAACAGGUGGGCGGUAGGAACUAUUUGGAUUUAGCACGCACCGAUAAUCGGCUAACGAGGUUACCAUUCUUUGGCGGCGGUGUGGGUCACCUGCUGAGGUAUCUCAACCCUUUGUCGCCGAAUCCCUCAACGGAACGGGAAAGAAUCUCGGAGCUUCGCAGCGAUCUGGAUGCCAACUACGUGAGCUAUCGAGGUGCGCAGCUGUGGAAGCUCAACUUUAAUGCCACCCGGGGCUCAUCCAUGGAGGAGCGGGAGCCCGAGGAGGAGGAGGUGGAGCCCGAGGAGCGACAGGUGGUGGCCUCACCGGAUGCCCAAUUCAACGAGGUGGUCGCUUUGUUCGCGCUCACGUUUGUGGCCCUCAUGGGAUCGGUUCUUGGCCAGAAGCUGGUGCUCUGGCGGAGUGUCUCCGUGCCGGAGAUCUCCGGAAUCUCGGGUCUGCCCCUGGCCCUGCUGACCCUCAACGGCAGCGAGCUGUACGAGUCCACCUUCGAGGGUCUGCAGUGGCUAUCGCCUCUGGAUCUGCGCCGUUUCGACUUCCUCUCACCGGGAUCCUCGUACCAGAUCAACAGGCGCUACCGGAAUGGCAGCCAUGUGCAGCGAUACUACGGCUAUCAGCUAUGGAAAAUCCAUGAAACCCGACUGGAACUGCCCGAACUCAGGGCCCUUUGGCGGCACUUUGGCAGCGAAGUGUGGAAUAUCAACCAGGAUGGCAUCGACAUCCUCAUCGAGCAACGCAAUGUGGCCGAUGCUAAGAAAUUCAUGGAGAAGGUGGGCUUCAGCUACAACAUAAUGAUCGACGACAUCGAAUCGGCCAUUGAUGAGACCUACGUGGAAGUUCCGGCUGCGGAUCAUCCCUUGGAUUCUGUGCGUAACAAUUCUUUGCCGUGGAUGGAAAGACCGGGAUCUUUGAUGAGCUGGCGGCGUUAUCAUGAUCAUGCCGAUAUCCAGCAGUUCUUGCAGACUCUCUUGGAAACCUAUUCGGAAAAUGUGGAACUAAUCCAAAUAGGGGUAACGCGCAACAAGCGCCCCCUGGAGGUAAUCAGGGUAUCCAAUGGCAAUCCGGACAACUGGGCGGUAUUCGUGGAUGCGGGAAUGCAGGCAAGGGAUUGGCUGAGUCCCGCCGCCCUGACCUACGCCAUAUCCAAGCUGACCCAUCUGUGGGCCAGGCCAAAGGGUCGGGGUCAAGGUCAAAGGCAAAGCAGGGCGGAUAAAGCGAUGCGCCGCAUCGACUGGUACUUCCUGCCACUGGCCAAUCCCGAUGGUUACCAAUACUCGCGCCACACGGAUCGCCUGUGGACCAAAAAUCGGGGCUACGACAGUGCCAGCGGUUGCUACGGCGUAAAUCUGGACCGGAACUUCCAGUACGGUUGGGGCGGCACCGGCUCGACGAGUAAUCCCUGCCAGAAUCUCUAUCGUGGAGCCGAGAGCUUCUCCGAACCGGAAAGCAGAGAUCUGCGAAGUUUCCUCACCGGAAUGCGGGAUUACUUGGGCGCCUAUGUAUCCCUGAGUGGCUAUGGCCAGACGAUUACCUAUCCCUGGGGCGAUGCGGACUAUGUGACGGAGAAUCAGAGGGAUCUCAAGCAGACAGCAAGGAGGGCGAUUCUUGCCCUCAGGCGAUUGGACCAAGCGGAAUACUCCUCGGGCACCAGUUACAACCAGAAAUUGGCACGACCGGGUAACUCCGCCGAUUGGGUGCAGGAUCGCAUCGAACCCCAGUUGGUGUUCAACAUGUUCCUCAAGGAUCAGGGACGCUACGGCUAUCUACUGCCGCCGCACUAUAUCGUGGAGUCUGGCGAAGAGGUCUUCGAAUUUCUGCGCACCAUCGCCCAGCAAUUGGAGUAG
Molecule: messenger RNA, 1905 nt
Organism: Drosophila subpulchrella
Lineage: Eukaryota; Metazoa; Arthropoda; Insecta; Diptera; Drosophilidae
Product: zinc carboxypeptidase A 1
Exons: 4
Coding region: 1-1905 (634 amino acids)
Biological process (GO): proteolysis
Molecular function (GO): zinc ion binding; metallocarboxypeptidase activity
Source: RefSeq, a predicted model, not a curated record